Molecule: messenger RNA, 1911 nt
Organism: Capronia coronata CBS 617.96
Lineage: Eukaryota; Fungi; Ascomycota; Eurotiomycetes; Chaetothyriales; Herpotrichiellaceae
Exons: 2
Coding region: 1-1911 (636 amino acids)
Source: RefSeq, a predicted model, not a curated record
AUGGACCGCUACCGGGGACGGCGAUCUCCUCCUCCCCGACCCCGCGAACGAGACGACCACCCAAACGUCGAAUACUUUGGUUCAGGAGAAAGCUACAGGCCUGGUGGCGCCACAGGGGAAGGCCCCUAUCGACCUCCGAUGAGGGAGCGGCCUGCUGCCGAUUCAUGGUCCGCCGACCGAGGAGACGGCCGACGAGAUGAUCGCAGAGAUGAUCGAAGAGAACGGGAAGAGGUUGAUUCAUACAUCCCGGUAACAAGUUCAAGGGCAGCACCGGUGCGGCCCAGAAGCAGGUCGCCUGCUUUCCGCCGUCGCUCAAGGACGCCGCCGGCGCCAAACAACAGAGGCAGAGAAGAUCUGUUCGCCAACAGAAGAUCACCCGUGCGCCGCUACUCUCCACGAAGAUCCCCUCCUCCCCGAAGACGAUCUAGGUCAGCGUACGGUGCAAGACCUCGCAGUCCACCACCAGAUACCAAGCGUUACCGGGAUUUCUCGCCUGACCCUUCACGACGCUCGCCGAAACGAGAGCGCCGGAUAUCUCCUGACCGAAGCCGUUUCGAGCGCGACCGUCCAAGAUCACCCAUAAGACGGGGAUUCUCACCCGAACCUGAUAGAGAGCCCGCAAGAGGUGGCGAAAGCUAUAGACCAAGAUCGAGAUCACCACCCCCACGGCGCAGACCCGUUGACAACUGGAGACGGUCUCCUUCACCCAGAAAUCUGAACUCCGGUGCAGCGUCGAACAAUACUUCGAGAAGAUCGUCGCCACCAAUCCAUCCAGACAGACUGAGCUUGACCGGUUCGAUACCUAGUAGGUCACCCGCAUAUCCUGCCAGAGGCCAGUACGACAGAGCAGACUCGGCGAGCUACCGGGGGAGGUCUCCUCCUAUCGCUCCUACAGGACCUGCUGGAGAUACUUACGAGCGUGGGCGGCCGCGAGCUGUAAGCCCUCCACGCGAGGAUGUUCGUUCGAACGGCCAGCCGGCUCCCAUCCAACCACCUUCCGGCCCGAGCAGUUAUCGGAAUGGCAACUAUGGCUACGAUCGACCUCCGCCAACAGGCCCUUCGCGAGGUUUCAACCAGUCCGGCCAGACACAGGCGUCACCACCUACCGGUCCGGCCUCGUCCACCAUGUCAAUGUCAGCUCAUAAUCGAGGGGGUGGUGGUGCAGGUACUCUCGGAGCACCGACACGGCCUCGUGGCGCGCCCGGGCCGGGUCGAUUUGACGGUCCUCCUCCUCGGGACUUCACCAGUCCGCCUAUGCGCGGCGGUCGAGGCAGUUUGACAUACCGUGGACCAGGCCCAUUUGGACCGCGGGGCGGCGGCUAUGGUGGACGAGGAGACUUCGGCGGUGGUGGAAGCAAAGGAGAUUUCGGCGGCGGUCCAGGACGCGGCGAUUACGGAGGAAGUCAUCGCGGCAGCGGCGGCGCUGGAUUUGGUCGUGGAGCUGCUGGUGGUGGCGGAGUUGGUGGUCCUGGCGGUCAGGCAAGCGGUAGCGUGAGUGGGAAUGGCGAACCGGCACCAUCGUUCCCCUUCCGCGGCAACAACAACAACAGCUCAAGCACGACCUAUCCCCGAACCCAACGCUUCAACAACACCAACAACAACUCGACCAACGUGAGCAUGAAUACCGUGCAACACCAUCUCACCACAAACGAGAAGAUCGUGCCCGGCGGCAAACUCCUCCCGUCGGGCCUCCCCCCUGACCAAGAAAAGCGAAUCAAGAUGCUGGAGGCCGAGGCCGAGCGCAUGCGCUCCGAGAUUGCGGAAAAGCAACGAUCCAAGCGCGAGGUCCUGGGGGAGUGGGAGGUCCGGGAACGCGAGAGCGAGCGGGAAACGCUACGCAGCGAGCUCGCAGAGGCGCAUCUGCAGCAGUUGAUGGAGCCAGAGGAUGGCCUUGGCCGUGCGGCUUUUUAG